Messenger RNA from Dreissena polymorpha, 2641 nucleotides. RefSeq names its product S-adenosyl-L-methionine-dependent tRNA 4-demethylwyosine synthase TYW1-like. Gene Ontology annotation, molecular function: catalytic activity; 4 iron, 4 sulfur cluster binding. Lineage: Eukaryota; Metazoa; Mollusca; Bivalvia; Myida; Dreissenidae. Gene Ontology annotation, biological process: wybutosine biosynthetic process. The record is from RefSeq and is a predicted model, not a curated record.
CACCACACCAAUCCUGUGGGGACAGAGUGGCGCUGGAAGAUGGAUGAUCCUGAAUUAGUCUACUCAGGGGCUCUAGAGAACCAUGUCAACAUGAUCAAAGAGUUCAAAGGUGUGCCAGGUGUGCUGGCCGCAAGGUUUGAGGAGGGUCUGAAGCCUGCCCACUGCGCCCUGUCCCUUGUGGGAGAGCCCAUUAUGUACCCGGAAAUCAAGUUUAUCCACCUGCUGCACCAGAAACAAAUCUCCACUUUCUUGGUCACCAAUGCACAGUUUCCAGAGGCAAUUAGAAACCUGACACCGGUCACCCAGCUGUAUGUGAGUGUGGACGCGAGUACCAAGGAUAGCCUGAAGAAGAUUGACCGGCCGCUCUUCAAGGACUUCUGGGAGCGCUACAUUGACAGCCUAAGGGCGCUAUCAGAGAAGGGGCAGAGAACUGUGUACAGACUCACGCUUGUCAAGGCGUUCAACACCGACGAGAUUGAGAACUAUGCUAAGCUGGUGGAAAUGGGAAAACCUGAUUUUAUUGAAAUCAAGGGGGUGACCUACUGCGGCGACUCGAAGGCAUCAAAUCUGACCAUGAGUAACGUCCCUUGGCAUGAGGAGGUGGUGAAAUUUGUGCAGGAGUUUGCCAAUGAACUACCCGACUACGAAAUAGCUGCAGAACAUGAACACUCAAACUGCAUUCUUCUUGCUCAUAAAAAGUUUAAGAUAAAUAAUGAAUGGUGGACAUGGAUUGACUACCCAAAAUUCCACACACUGGUGGCUCGUUACACUGGCAGUGGUGGCCAGAUGACGUUCACAGCGGAGGAUUACAUGGCAAAGACUCCCAAUUGGGCAGUGUUUGGUGCCACAGAGCAAGGCUUCGACCCGAAGGAAACGAGAUAUUUCAGAAAGAAUGCCAAGAAAGACAUAGCAGGAUGCUGAGGGUGUGCUUAUUACAUGUACUGUGUCAUACUUGGUGAGAUUCCAGAGAUUUCAUCUGAAUAAUGCUUACCAAUUCAGUUUAUCUGGAUAGUCUGACAAUUAUUGAGUUUCGGUCGACUUUAGAUUUACCCAAGGGGCACACAAACAGUUGAAAAUUUUGCACUUGAGUGUAUGUUUUAAUCUUACCCAAGUAUCAGUUUAUUUUUAAGCUACUUGUUGAAAGCUUGAUAAAGCAUUGCAAACGUUUGAGUGUGUGUGCAUUUGUCAAAGCUUGUCUGGACUUAGUUAUUAAUUGUGCAGUUUUAAAAUAACCAUCAUCAUAAGAAGAUGUGUAUCACCUCUCUUCUUACCUCAAAGGUCGAAGUCAAACUUUAGUUAAAAUAUUGCCACUAAACAGUUUGUUUAGACUGUCACUUUGUCAUUUACCAUGCAAUUUUAAAUCACUUAUACCACAAUUGACAAGCAUGAUAAGAUGGCAUAUUAGGUAAUGAUACCCAUCUCCCAAUCACAAACAUCAGAGUAACACUAGAAGGUCAAAAGUCUAAUUUGGAAAUAAAACUGGUUGUCCUGUAUAUUGUUCAGUUAUCUUUCAAUUUGAAUAUAACUUUCCACACAUGACCUCUAUGAUCUAACAGGUCAAAGGUCAUAUUUGGUCAUUAAAUAGCUUUUCGGAACUCACUAUAAUUUAAACAUUCAUCUUGCAAUUUUAUAUAACUUUUCACAAAUUACCACCAUUAUAAGAGCUUAAAGAGGUAAAACUCAAAUUUGGACAUAAAUGAGCUUUACUGGACUGUUACUUUGUCGUUCGACAUUUAAUUUUAAAAUUGACCACCAUGAAGAUAAGAAAGGUGACAUGUAAUAUCUGUCACCCUAUCUCAAAGGUCAAGGUAACACUUAAAGUUCUCUAUCAUAAAACAGCUUGUUUGGACUGUAUCAGUGUCAAAUGUCCACCACAAGAUGCUAAGUAAGAUAUGUCACCCUACUUCAAGGGUAUAAACAUAAUUUCUCAUGCAAUUUAUCAAUAAAAUGGACGGCAAAUGUCCACUCCUUGGAGGUGUGCCAACUCUUGGGCAAGACUUAAGGUGCAGCCUGGUGCAGCUUGUUAAAUUAUUACAAGCUUUGCUGACAGGAAUUGAAUGUUUAAUGCUUCGCAUACAAUUGAAGACAUAACAUACUCAGUAAAGAAAACGACUUGUGUUCUUACAUGGCAAUAUUCAAUUUCAUCCCAUGUAAGGAUUUCACCGAUUGUUUAAAGUAUUUUUAUUCUUGUCCUCUUUAUGAAUCAUUAACCCAAUUUCUAGACUAAAGACUUUCUAAAGUUGUACUGGCACGUUCACUUCCACACAUUGUAAUAAUUUACACACACAAAAUAGAAAACAAAAUAGUACAUACUCAUUUUACAAAUAUCUUUGUAUAAUAUAUAAUUGUGUGUUUUUUUUGGUAUUUGCAUGGGUUAUGACAUUACAUUUUUAUAUUCUUCUGUUAUUGUAACAUGGUUUGAAUCAUUGUGUUUGUCUUAUUAAAUUGAACAUGUUGAUUUGUUUAAUGAACUUUAUAGUGUACUUAAUUUUGGAUAUUGCCUUUGAAAAGGUAUUAUAACAUGCAACCAUUACAUUUCCACAUGUUUUACAAUUUCUAUAUUUUACUCCUUGGUUUUACUCAAUUGGUGGUAAAUUGUAAAUGUUAAUAUUCUUUCCUGAAUAAAUUCACCAUUCUGGUU